Messenger RNA from Brugia pahangi, 1218 nucleotides. Lineage: Eukaryota; Metazoa; Nematoda; Chromadorea; Rhabditida; Onchocercidae. The record is from the annotation of a GenBank genome assembly.
AUGGUGCCACGAGCCGGGAACAUGUCAUCCAUCAUCAUCAGAAUCGCAGACCAAACAAAACGAAGAUUGUGUGAAGUCCUCAACGAAAUCAAGAGUCUGAACUUGGAUUCGGUCGACCAAACGACAACAACCGAUGAAACAAUCCGUCUUCAUCAGGAACGGAGAAGGAUCACCCAAGAAAAAAUCAUGCAUAUCCAAAUAUACUUAGAGGCGUUAGAAUCGGUCAAUACAGAGUGGAAACAAUUCAUCCAGCAGAUUUCAGUCUCAACCAAAAGAAAAGAAGAAGAAGAUCGAUACCUUCAGAUAAACGACGAUGAAUCAGGUAUUACCAACUUAAUUUUACAAGCAAAACAAACUGUAGUCAUUUUAAAAAUGUAUCAAAAUGAUUCGGAGUUCAUAUUACAACGGCUAAAUCAGUCUAUGGUAAGGGAGGAAACAACUCAACCCAAGGAACCCACACAAGCGGGUAAAUACCCUACAGUAAACCUCCCACAACUACCACUGCCCACAUUCAGUGGGAAUCCAAGACGCUGGAGGGAAUUUUGGAAUAGCUUUGAUACAGCUAUACAUCAACAAGCAAUUCCCGAUAUCCAUAAACUAAACUAUUUCAUCUCAUGUCUCAAAGGAGAUGCCCUCCAAGCUAUCAGAGGUUAUGACAUAACUCCGGAGAAUUACAGUAUCGUAAGAAAUGUCCUCGUCGAAAAGUUUGGGCAGCCUUACGCCAUCAAACGAGCCUUGUUCACCGAAUUAUACUCCAUCAAAAAGAACGAUAGAGAGUGGAAAGCAACGCUUGAGGCCAUUGAGCGAACACUUCGACAAUUGGAGGCCAUCGGUGAGAAUUUAGAGCAGUCCGGUAUCGAAAUAGCUGUGGAAGGGAAAUUGCCAACCUGGAUCCUAGAACAGGUUUACAGAAGAAAGAGGCAGGAAUCGUGGUCUGUCACCAAACUCCGAAACUUCCUCACGGAGCUUGCAUCUGUGAACGAAGAAGUAGUACAAAGCCAGUCCCUAUGGUUUAAAGGGAAUAUGGAGAAUCAAUCUCCAAUAAAAGGCAAGCCAAGACCACGACACGAUCCCAAUGAGACUUCAGCCUUAACAACCUCUGUUCCGGAGAAACCCAUCAUCAAAGCCCUAUCAAGACCUUGUGCACUAUGCAACAAGAAUCACUGGGAUGAAGAGUGCCAGAUUUAUCCCACUCUCAAAAAAGGCUGGAACGUCUGA